Messenger RNA from Daphnia pulex (common water flea), 1473 nucleotides. RefSeq names its product fatty acid hydroxylase domain-containing protein 2-like. Lineage: Eukaryota; Metazoa; Arthropoda; Branchiopoda; Diplostraca; Daphniidae. The record is from RefSeq and is a predicted model, not a curated record. The transcript has 8 exons. Gene Ontology annotation, molecular function: iron ion binding; C-4 methylsterol oxidase activity. The coding region runs from base 386 to 1375 and encodes 329 amino acids. Gene Ontology annotation, biological process: sterol biosynthetic process.
UCAGUGCAUUCACACCGGGACGACAAGCUGACUUGGGACUCUGCGCUCCUGGUCCGUCGAUUCAGACGUAUCACGUUGUUAGCUCUGCAACAUCGUGGUGUUGAAUCGCGCUCACGUUUAGCACUGCGUUCAGCAGGGUGUAUAAUAGUGCUGCGGUCAAGUGUACUGCUAUUAUCACGCUGUCUAUCAUCCCGAUCGAUAUUGACGCAGACAGAGUUUUUUUUAUCGGCCUGGGACGAUAAAACUUGCGUAACCACUUUGGACAAAACUGAACGAAUUUUUCUUUCUCAUUUAAAAAAAAAUAAAAAUUGAAGAUUCACUUUCGUGUGCGCAGUGACUGAGUUUCAUCAGUUUAUCGUUGAUCGCCAAUCUGUCCGGCUGCACCAUGGACAAAGGGCAGCAACCAUCGUUGUGGGCAUGGGCGAGACAUUCAGCUCUGCUAGUUGCCACCAUCGUCGUGAUUUUCGCAGCGUUUAGCAACAGUCUAACUUGGUAUUUGCAGCAACUUUGGGGAGCUUCGGGAGACUUUUGGCAAUCGCUAUGGAAUCGAUUCCUCGAUCGAUUCGGAGACGACGAAUUCAGCCUCUUUGUUUACGGAACGACUAUUCUAACCAUGGGCCUGUAUUGGGGUGUUGGCUCUAUCUACGUCAUGAUGGAUUAUUUUAAUUUACCCAAAUGGAUUCGUAAAUACAAAGUCCAGCUUGGUACCAACGAACCCGUCGACCGAAAGCGGCUCAUCACGGCUGUUGGUCAUGUGUUGUUUAAUCAAAUAUUUGUCGGCAUUCCGUUCGCCGCCUUUGGAUAUUGGAUGAUGAAAAAACCUUUAGCGCCAUUCCGUGAGCUGCCAAAUUUCAGCCGUGUGCUACUAGAGUUGGCCGUUUUUAUCGUCGUUGAAGAAAUUGUCUUUUAUUAUUCACACAGGUUUUUACAUCACAGACGGCUGUACAAAUACAUCCACAAGAAGCAUCACGAGUGGACUGCACCCAUCGCUGUAACUGCUAUUUACUGCCAUCCGCUUGAGCACCUCUUGUCUAAUAUUGUGCCUCCAGCUCUGGGCACAAUCAUCAUGAGCUCGCACAUUUCCACUUGUUGGCUUUGGUAUUCUAUGGCCAUCCUUAGGACGUUGAAUGAUCACUCGGGCUAUCAUUUGCCCUUUUUCCCGUCGCCAGAGGCACACGAUUUUCAUCAUCUGAAGUUCAAUGAAUGUUACGGCUUUCUCGGUAUUCUUGACUACCUUCACGGAACCGACACAUUAUUUCGUUCCUCGCCUCCUUUCAAGCGUCAUAUUGUGUCCUUAGCCAUAAAACCGCUUCGUAUACAGUUCCCCGAUGAGCCCAAAAGUAAAAAAAACCUGAAUGACAAGUACAGCGAAUAACGAGAUCAUUUGGGCUAUAGCGAGCUCGAUCGAUCCCGUCAAACACUACAGCUGUUUCGUUUUUUCGUAUACAUUUUAAAUAUAUCUGAAUGAGUUUA